GAAGUGUUUUGCAUACUGUGCCACAUUCGCUUGCAAUGCCUUUCAACUAAACUGGUGUGUAAACUUAACACUUACAUUGUGUUUUUGGUUUCUUAAUUUUUCAUAAAGUCAGUUUCCCAUUACAGCUGAAAAUCUAACAUUAACCAGUUUUUCCUUGAAUUGAGUCCAACACUUUGUAUGCUUUUAUUGCGCGCGCGUCUGAAGGUGACACUCUGUGUCUCAUAACGGAACUGAGAGUGUCAUUUAAUAUCAUUGUUUAUUGUUAAAGAACAGAGAGCUUACGGACGUCACCUGGCAGGCAUGGAUAAGUUAAAACCUUUGCUUAGUUUCACUCAGAAACAGCAGACCAAUUUAGGAUUCGGAUUGAUUGCUCUUAUAACUGCUGGUAGCGAGCACAUCUUCUCGGUCUUUGCUUUUAAGUGUCCUUGCAAUGAUUGGAAUUUCGUUUAUGGCAACGUCUGCCUCCUCGUACCCGCGCUUGCACUGCUCAUCUUGAGUUACAUGUUGAGCAAUAAAACAUGGAAAUUGUUCACGGGUCUGUGCCUUAGGAAAUCGAAGCUAUGUCGUUUAAAUUACGCGAUUGGCUUUUUGUGUGUUUUUCUUCAAAUCACCACGACUGCGAUGGUCGCUCCUCUCAGCUGGAUCGCAGUGGCUUUACUCAGAGGGGUGUAUUUCGAAUGCUCGAUGACUGGCGCCAACAUUACACUUUUUAGACGCCACCUUUGCAACGAUAAGUUUCCUCGCUGUCGGACAGAGCUGGAGAAGUUCCCUUGUGAUGGAACCACAAUUCCACAGAGUGAGAGAGUGGCUUUGCUGUCCAUCAUACGCGCAGAGUCGCAGGUACUUGGCUGGAUCCUUAUAGGUUCUGUGAUGACAUUCACCUUUCUGCUCACAUGCAUGGCCAGAUGCUAUUCUCCAAUCAGUUACAUGCAGCUGAAGUUUUGGAGGAUGUACACUCAGAAGGAGAGUGAGUUUUUGGACAGCUAUACAGCUCAGCAUGCCGAAAAUCUUGCAAAGAGAAACAUAACAAGUUUCUUUGAUUUAAUCAAACCCAUUCCUAUGAAUAGUCCACCUAGACAGGCCUGGGAGAAGAUCUCCUCCUUCUACAAGUUCCGAAGCAUGGACAAAUACUACAGCAUCCUGCACAAGUAUGUGUGCACUUGUGAGGACCUUGAAAAUCCAGCAGUAAGGCCAUCAAUGAGGUCUGAAAAUGAUUUUUCAAACCCAGCAGCACUUGCAUUUGUGGAUGAAGGCAAACUGGUCCUGUAGGCGCUGGCUAAUUGACAGCUUUUCAUGCUUUACCCUGUUAUUAUGGCCAUAAACAGAGCUGUACUUGCUUCUUUAUUUUCUGUGCCUUUUACAGUGUCAGUUCACUGUUCUUCUAGUAUUGCUAUUUUAGCUUUUUUUUUUAAUUGUAUGAUUUUAACAUUACUGGGGUUUUGUUGUUUAAUUUUAUUUUUGUCUGUCAAUAUAUUUUUGAUAUGAACAUUAAAAAACUUUGCUUAUGGCAAGUAGAAUUUUUCAUAAUUGUCAGUUGUUUUCCUUAUUCAUUGGUAUUUGAACAGCUGUGCCCUGACCUUUUCUAAAGGACUGUAC
Onychostoma macrolepis is the source of this 1596-nucleotide messenger RNA. It is a transcript of the gene calhm6, whose product is annotated as calcium homeostasis modulator family member 6. Lineage: Eukaryota; Metazoa; Chordata; Actinopteri; Cypriniformes; Cyprinidae. Gene Ontology annotation, molecular function: monoatomic cation channel activity. The record is from RefSeq and is a predicted model, not a curated record. The transcript has 2 exons. Bases 301 to 1269 code for a protein of 322 amino acids.